AACUCAAAGUACGCAACCGAAUGGGCUGAAAUGGACUUUGUUUGGAUGGCUUAUGCCAUAGUCGAAAUUUGUGUACAAUUUGCAAGGGUAUCCCUCUUAUUGCACUAUAAUCAAGGCGUCCAAAAUCAAAAAAGACGUGCUGUGGUUUUAUUUACCUCAUUUAGGCACAUCAACGAGCGACUUGAGCCCACAAUUGGUCGUUUCAUUACACAGUUAUCUGCGGAUCCUCGGAAUCAUAUCAUUUGUGGUAUAAUACCAUUAAAAAUGAACGUCAUGAUGGCGAUGUUCGUUAUGGUCUCAACACUAUUCAUAUUCCUAGUACAAUACGAUAUCACUUACGAAGCUUUAAUGAAUGCUGAAAUAAAACAUGAACACCUUAAACUUUAA
Glossina fuscipes is the source of this 387-nucleotide messenger RNA. RefSeq names its product putative gustatory receptor 59f (gene Gr59f). The transcript is spliced from 5 exons. Gene Ontology annotation, biological process: sensory perception of taste. Gene Ontology annotation, cellular component: membrane. Lineage: Eukaryota; Metazoa; Arthropoda; Insecta; Diptera; Glossinidae. The record is from RefSeq and is a predicted model, not a curated record. The coding region runs from base 31 to 387 and encodes 118 amino acids.